UUAGUAAAGCUCAUUCGGUUUAGCACAAUUUAUUGAUAUAAAAUUGGCAUUCUAACUAGCUGUAAUAUUAGUCCUCUGAGAAUAUUGUUGGGGAUUUGAAAACACAAAAUAUCUUUCCAACGGGGGGCGCUCUUUGAGUACCAAGCAACAGGCAUUCCGUGUUACUCACAUUCAAGAUAUUAACACUUUCUAAAGAGCAAAGGGGAGUUUCCAAAGUCAUCAAGUCCAUCCAACUUUGCCAUUUUCGGCCAGAGACCACUGAAAAUGACUCCCAAGAAGACUGCCGCUCCCUUCCUAUGGUUUUCCUUUUGCUUUGGGAAUAUUAUUGAGGCAGUGGUGCUGGGAUCGGUGCAGUACCCCUCUGAUAACGGGCUUCACUCACAUCUGGAUGCGCGCGGUCCUGCUGAAGACAGCACGAGCUCCACAUCUGUUCAUGUUCCGUCUUACAUGAUCUCUCUGUACAGGACUUUAUCGGAACUGGACCGACGAGGAGGCAACGGCAGCCAGACGCGCACCAGAAGAUAUGCCAACACAGUGACCAGCUUCAUGGACCUGGGACAAGAUGAGCUUUCCCUGAAGUUCCAUCAGCAGUACACAUUCGACCUGUCUGGUCUCUCACGACUGGACGAACUGAUGGAGGUGGAGCUGCGGGUUCUGAGGAGGCCACCGCCUGACGUCUUAAGUUUAAUCUCCCGUGGUGGGAACCUGUACCGACUUCUCCUUGGCACCUGCUCCCUCCCGGGAUCCUCUCACCAAUCUCUUCUCCUCACCUCCAGGACCAUUGAUCUUCUAGAUACCGCUUCAGCCACAUGGGAUGUGUUUGACGUUGGUGCAAGCGUGAAGACCCACCUCAAGUUGCACAGGACCGUGGAAGGCAGCAGGCCCUUGUGUUUCAGCAUAUCAGCCGUUUCGGAUUCAAAUAACGAGGCCGUGCAUCCCAGCAUGCUGGGUCUGAGCCACGUGGAUCAGCAGACCCAUGAAAGAGCCUUACUGGUGGCCUUUUCUCGAACUCGGAAAAAGGAGAACCUCUUUAGGGAGAUCCGUGAGAAGAUAAAGGCCAUGAAAAGUCGUAAAUUUCCCGCACGGGAGCAUGAUAUUAAAAGUCAUCCAAGACAUCGGCGGAGGAGACGGACAGCACUAGCAGGCCGUCCUGGUGUAGGACCUGUUACAGGAGGCGGCGGUGGAGGAAAGGGAGGUGGCAGACGGAGAACACGUUGCAGCCGGAAGCCGCUUCACGUGAACUUCAAGGAACUGGGUUGGGACGACUGGAUUAUUGCGCCACUAGAUUACGAAGCUUAUCACUGCGAGGGUUUGUGUGACUUCCCGUUGCGCUCACACCUGGAACCGACCAACCACGCCAUCAUCCAGACUCUCAUGAACUCCAUGGACCCAGAGUCCACCCCUCCAAGCUGUUGCGUUCCUUCUAAACUCAGUCCCAUCAGCAUCCUGUACAUUGACUCUGGGAAUAACGUCGUUUAUAAACAGUAUGAGGACAUGGUGGUGGAGAGUUGUGGGUGCAGGUAGCAAUGUGAGCGAGGGGUGAGCUACCCCUGGACCCUACGAAAGCUGCCGCUGCCUCAUACGCAGAGGCCAAGCACUGCAUUGUGGGCAAGACGAAGCAGUCAGAGCUGGUGAGAGGGACAGUGUGUAAAUGUGUGACAACGAGCAUGUGUGUAUGUUCAGACGGCGAUAAGAGUUGUGUUU
Rhinichthys klamathensis goyatoka is the source of this 1704-nucleotide messenger RNA. It is a transcript of the gene gdf7, whose product is annotated as growth differentiation factor 7. The transcript has 2 exons. Lineage: Eukaryota; Metazoa; Chordata; Actinopteri; Cypriniformes; Leuciscidae. The coding region runs from base 265 to 1524 and encodes 419 amino acids. Gene Ontology annotation, cellular component: extracellular region. Gene Ontology annotation, molecular function: cytokine activity; growth factor activity. The record is from RefSeq and is a predicted model, not a curated record. Gene Ontology annotation, biological process: SMAD protein signal transduction; BMP signaling pathway.